UGAUGGAGGUCGCGCCUGUCUGCUCCUGCCCUGUGCCAUGUGGUCUUAGUAAGGAGCUGACUGCCCCCAAAAUCCCCAAGGGCAAAAAUAAAGAAAUAAAAAUUAAAUAAUGAUAAACAGAAAAGGAAACAAAGGGAAACGACUAACAAAUCAGGAAGGAGCGGCUCAGCGCCCGAUGCUCCUCCCGCCCAUAUUCGCCCGGACCCCGCCGUGCUUGGAACAUGGUUCAACAGGGAAGAAAGCGCGAAGCGGUGGGACUCCCAGCGCACUGGGCUUGCCGGUAUCGCCUAUCCCUUGCGCUCUCCCUCGCCAAAGAAAGAAACACACACACCACUCCCACGACGCCCUCGCCAUGACGUUAGCACCAGACACUCCUGCUGCUCCUCCUUCAGAGAAGCUCCAUUGGGUGCCCUUACCAGCCACCCUAGUCCACCUGCCGACUACCGCCGCUAUCCCCAGCCCGUAUCUCCUAAGAAGACCAGACUCUACGCACACUGUCUCCCUCCCUCUCUCCCAUGCCCUACCCAUGCCAAAUUCUCUGUCGUCAUUGUUCCACCCCUAUCCCCUGUUUCCCGAAGCCUUCAUCCCAUGCGCACCCCUCCCAUCCGCCUAUCCUCCCCUCCACACCGGACCCCUGUCACACAGAUCGCAAGGUCCUAGCCAGGCAACAGUCAAAAAAAAGAAGAGGGUUCACGAACGCCCCUUGGCAUGGUCCCAGGAUAGCCCACGAAGGUGGCGGCGUGGCAGGGCGAUUUUCGGCAUGUAGAAACGCCUUUUGCUGAGGCGGGCACCUGAUAUUGGCCAGACUAUGAAAGGUGAGAUCGGUACGUAUCUGCGGCUGUCAUGUCAGAGCAGCAUGGCAAACUCGAGGCAACGGCAUCUCGGCCAUUUUCCUGAUUAAUACAGCUUCGUGUCCCUUGCCCGCCUGGUCCUCAAAGGUGGCUUGAUAAAAGGGACCAUCGAGCUCGUUUUCCCUAUUCACUCCGAAAGGCCGUCACUGUUUGGAGUUGCGGUUGCCGCAUAGGUUUCCUUUCUUCCCACCUUAUAUACAAGCCACCACAAGUAGUCAACGCCGCAUCUCCUCUCGCCUCGCCGACGACACGCCUGCACACUUCUCGUCACACCGAGUUCGGCCAUGAAUAAGCCAUCUAGGGGACAGUCGCCUACCGACUCCAACUCGGAGUCGUCAGCCAACAGUCCUGGAGAAAGUACAGAUGUUAAGCGUCGGACAAGGGCAUCAAAGCCCAAAGUUCGCACCGGCUGCAUCACUUGUGUUUUGGGAUGGGACCGAUGAAUCGGGAACCCCCCUUCGAGACGACGACGGGAAGUCGAGCAAACCCCGAGAUGGAUAACAAAUCCUUGUCGGAGCAAAUGAAAAGAUAUAGAAGGGGAUAGAAAGACAAUCAUAUCGACUAAAGGCGGCAAAGAAUCGAGAAGUAGGACAAAAAGGGGCAAAAGCUGACCAAUCGCCAGAAUCCGACGUGUCAAGUGCGACGAGGGAAAACCCGCCUGCCAGCGCUGCACGUCAACGGGCCGGGUCUGCGAUGGCUACGACAGCACGCGCUCUCCAAGCCGGGUGCUCUCGGCCAGCAGGGUCGAGGAGACGCAGCGCAACAUGGAGCUGGCGCGCCAGGAGUUUCUGCGUGCCUACCAGUGGAACUCCAACCUGCGCUCGCUGCGGCCCAUCGCUGCCGACAUUGGCGGAACUGAACAGGAGAGGCGCUUCUUCCACUCGUUCCGCGCCGCCAUCUCGUGCCCGGCCGACUCCCCUCCUCCGUGCGUGCUUGCCGGAGGGCACACGUCCGACUACGGCACCGUGUACUUUUGGGCCACCAUCGCGCCCCGACUUGCCCACCGCGAGGGCGCCGUCAAGCAUGCCCUGAUAGCCCUGGGCUCAGCCUACCAGGUGUACCAGCAGUCUCCUGGCAACAACUGGCAUCGGAGCGACGAGGCCGUGGGUCCCGGGGGAACCGGGACAGCAGCAGCAGCAGCAGCAGCGGCGGCGGCAGCAGCGGGGGACGAGUCCAGUGAGGAGCUCGAGCUGUUCACCAUUCAGCAGUACAACAAGAGCAUCGCGCUUCUUGCCAGGCAUGCGUGCCCGUCGAGCCCCGAGAGUAUCCAGGUGACCCUCAUCUGCUGUUUGUCCUUCAUCUGCCUCGAGAUGCUGCGGGCCGACCACACCGCGGCGCUCACUCACCUGACAAACGGCCUGCGGAUUCUCGAGUCGCUGGUCCCUGAGGCCUUUGACUUUCUCGCCAACGACGCCGAUCUCAGCGGUAGUAUGCCGCCCUCCCGCCACCCCUCGCCCUCUCCUCCGUCCCCGCAGCCACAGCAGCAGCAGUCAUCCACGCCCUCGUCACAUACGCAACACCCCGAGGCCUCCCGGGACAUGCGCGAGAUAAUCCGCAUCUUUUGCCGCCUUGAAUGCAGCGCUGCACUUUUCGCCUCGGGCGUGCAGCCCUCCCUCGCCCUGCGCGCUUACUCUCGACGCCGUCUCGACGACGGCUCCCUGACCUUCCCCCCGGACACGCGCGACUCCUUCGAGUCCCUGCCGGAGGCGCACGCCCACAUCAGCAGCCACCUGCGCGACGUCAUUGCGCGCAUGUCUGAGACGAAUGGCCGCUGGGCCGACCACGGCUUCUGGUCAGAUCCCUACCAGCACGAGCAGCAGGCCGCCCUGCGCCGUCGCUCCAGCCGCCUGGCCAGCCUGCUCGACCGCUUUGCUGCCGGCCCUGCCGGCCCGGCCCCGGCCACACCCGAGCACAUGUCGCUGCACCUGGACCUCCUGCAGGUUCUCACCGCCAACGUCUUCAUCGACGGCAUGACGGGGCUUGAGGACCAGGACGACGCCAUCGUCGGCGACUUUAGCCGCCUGCUCAUGUCGGACGUCGGCCUCGAUGGCGGCUUCGGCCUGGGCUCGAGCCCGUCGGGGGAGAUGUGGGAGCUCGAUCCGGCUCUCAUGUCGGGCGAGCUCCUCGGCGGCAUCGAUGCCACCGCGAACGGGAGACGCGAUAGCGGCGGGGGCGCCAGCCACAGGUCACAGGCCAGCCUGGCGCAGAUGGUGGAGGUGGCAAGUGUCAUAGUGCAGACGGGGAAUGCGAUCAAGCAGCAGGGGGGCGCCAUCAACCCAAGCGGGAGGUGGUUCAUAUACGACUCGGGCAUGCUCUGGCCCGUCUAUCUCGCCGCCACCAGCGCCCAGGACCCGGCCGUGCGCCAAAAGGCCCUGAAGAUACUGCGCGAGGCCACGACGCGCGAGGGGCUCUGGGACGGCCCCGCGCUGCACGACCUCAUUCGCGAGGUCGGCUCCAAGGUGGCGCAGAACCGUUGGCCGUUCCACGAGGUGCCGAGGUCGCUGACGGGCCUCGGAGGCAUCCCCGACAUGUGGGAGACGCUGGCCAUGAUGAGAUCUGGGGACAUGAGUACCUAGCUGAGAGGCUUGGCUCGGGAUGGGUGGGUUUUGAUUUCGAAGGCGGCAUGGCGAGGAACGGCUGGCUUGUGGAGUCUGGAGUUUGAGCUUUUGUGUGAAUAUAUAAACCAUGUAUAGCAUUAGACUACCCCUGAAUCUGAAGCGUGGAAAUUAGCGAUCA
This is a messenger RNA of Gaeumannomyces tritici R3-111a-1, 3587 nucleotides long. RefSeq lists its product as hypothetical. The coding region runs from base 1616 to 3427 and encodes 603 amino acids. Gene Ontology annotation, biological process: regulation of DNA-templated transcription. Gene Ontology annotation, molecular function: zinc ion binding; DNA-binding transcription factor activity, RNA polymerase II-specific. Lineage: Eukaryota; Fungi; Ascomycota; Sordariomycetes; Magnaporthales; Magnaporthaceae. The transcript is spliced from 2 exons. The record is from RefSeq and is a predicted model, not a curated record.